Messenger RNA from Dunckerocampus dactyliophorus (ringed pipefish), 788 nucleotides. It is a transcript of the gene ndufaf2, whose product is annotated as NADH:ubiquinone oxidoreductase complex assembly factor 2. Gene Ontology annotation, biological process: mitochondrial respiratory chain complex I assembly. Lineage: Eukaryota; Metazoa; Chordata; Actinopteri; Syngnathiformes; Syngnathidae. The record is from RefSeq and is a predicted model, not a curated record. The transcript has 4 exons. The coding region runs from base 84 to 572 and encodes 162 amino acids. Gene Ontology annotation, cellular component: membrane.
GUUUGUUCACGAUUUCUCCACCCCCGGAACACUUGUAUAAAGAACCCCAAUGACAACCUUUCGUUUCGCAUUAUCCUGUAAAUAUGAAUAAAGUUGUAGGCGUUUUGCGGAGGACCUUUGGCAUAGUACGCGAGCACGUCGGAACAGAUCACUUGGGGAAUAAGUAUUACUUUGUCCCCGAACAGAAGACAUGGACAGGAAGACGUGUCCGUGCCAAGAGGAUGGUGGAGGCCUCCAAUCCUACAGAGUAUGAAUAUAUGGAAGGCAGCAUACCAAUCGAGUGGGACGCUUGGAUCCGAGGCAGACGGAAGGAGCCUCCCUCGGCUGAGGAGCUGGCAAACAACGAGGCCUACAGGCAGCAGAUCAAGUUGAAGGCCAGGGAGUGCGAGGAGAAAGAUGCUUACCUCAAAGCGAAGGAAUACGAAGAAGGUCUGGUGGCGACGCCUUCCAGAACGGUGGCUAAGGGCCAUGCUGCUGCCACCAGCUUUGGCAAGCAAGAGAUCAGUGAGGAACCCACCAGCACCGCCAACACGUUCCAGCCGGGUUCCUGGCGGCCUAAUCCCAAAAAUUAGAGACUUAAAAGGCGAGGACAGUACAAUACAACACAAUCUGAGGGAACUGAUCAGAGGGAAAAUGUUUCUUUCUUAUUGCGAGAAGAUGAUAGAAAAUAAUAAAACAUGCUGCAAGUACUAUAAUUAGUGAUGGUCUUGUCGUGCUUGGAUAGGUCUAUAAAAACACAUUAGAUGCAAUGUGCAAUGAAUUGUGGUCUCAGUUUAAGAUACACCUGA